GAAGGAGGAAGCGCCUCACUAUUAAGGCCGACGUAUACUGCCUUGUGCCGACUCCGGGGAGGAUGCAGCCAGCAAUACAGCGACGCAGCUUCAUAUCUCCGCCGAGGAGGAACAGCAGGAGCGGAAGGGAACGGCUGAGGCUGUUGCGGGGAGGGAGCCGAGGACCGCUGCACACACUGGUCUGCGCAUCGCUUGGAGGAUGCCUCAUUGUCUCACUGGUCGUCCUGUUGACUGCGGUGCCGGGCCCUUUCUCCCUCCUCCACCAACGGUCACACGCCUGUCAGCCGAGCCAAGAAACCACAGUGGAUGCGCGGAUUCUGCAGGACAACGACAAGGACGGCCAACCACCGCCCCAGCACCAGCAGCAACACCAGCAGCAGCUUACACCAAUCGAGGCUGAGCGGUCGGCGGCGGCCGCGUUGGUGGCGUAUCUGGUGCAGAGCAUUAACGACUAUGACAGGGAGGUCCAGGCCGUGGCGGAUUGCGACGAGAGGACCUUCCGGGCCCCGACGGCUGCCGGCAGCCCGGAGCGGCUGUUGUCGGUGUGCGUGCCGCGGACGAUGAAUUUGGUGAGCGAGUCGCUGAGGCGGGAGAAGGGGGAGUGGGAGAAGCCUCAAACCAUGGCCAUCGCUGACAAAAUGAGGGUACAAUGGGGCAGGCAGGAGAGGGGACAGAGCGCAUGGAGUGUGUCAGUUGUAUUUCAGGAGUGCGGGUCCCCCGGCGACGCUCGUUGUGUGUUUGUGGAUGUGGGCGUGGAGGAGGGAUGGUACGCUCUCAAUAUCGCAGCACUGGGGUAUAAAGUCAUCGGUACAAAGAGACAGACACGAAAAUGGACACAAACACAGAUACAUAUAGCUCCGUAUGAUGUUGCUCUGUGCAACCUCUUGCAUCACUGCAUCUGGAUGUGUGUCUGUAUGUGUGGUGUAGGUUUCGAGGCAAUGCUUCGCAACGUAUACGCGACCACCAGGUCCGCACACCUGCCCGCCAACAGCUUUGAGGGCUCCGCCAUCCCGGAUAUACAAAUAUACCCAUUUGCAGCGGGAGACAAAUACGAGAGGUAAGAGUAGAUGGCCCAGCACAGUGAGUACAGAGACGACACAUUUCGUGACGUGUGGUGGGUUUCGGUGACUGUACAGGUGCGUCGUCGCCUCAAGUAAGUGGUACUGACCUUCUCGUGCCAACAAGCUUCACUGUACCUUGUGUACGUUGGCUGGUGGAUUGGUCUGUGAUUCCUGCAUCCGCUCACUCUUCCGCUGUGCAGAUCCCAGGAACACCCUCGACGGUGACAAGUCGCACAUAUCGAGGGGUCAUUCUGCCUGCGAUCGAUGCCUGCCUGUGUCCAUUUGUGCCUGCAGGUCACACGCUGUGCGGCGCGAGCAACACCUCCCAUGUGCUCGAGAGGGCCAACCUCACCAGGCGACACGAUGUAAUGGAUGGAUGGAACAGGGAAACCAGUGCCUGUGACCGUGUGUUUCCGUGUGUGUGGAUGGUGGAUGGACGUGUAUGUGCAGGUGCAGACGGUGCUGCUCGACGACAUGCUGGCUGAUGUGUCGCCAUGGAUGAUGAAACUGGACGUCGAGGGAGCCGAACUCAAAGUACUCAGAGGUAGGUGCGCUAAGCCAGACGUAUCAGUGUGGCAUUUUUCUCUGUGUGGCAUGUCAAUCAGGUGCCCGUGAGGUGCUGAAGCGAGUCAAAUACGUGUUCCACGAAGCAUCCAGGUAGCAUUGUCAGCAACGCCCUGCAACCAUUGGCACUUAUGUCUCUUGUAUCGUCCACGACAGAGAGUUGCUAGAGGAGAAGGGCGACACGCCCGAGGAGUUGCUCGACUUCUGGAAGGCCAUGGGGUUCUCCUGCCGGCCGUUCCAGUUCUCGCGUGAGGACCUCCGCACCGUCUUCAGGAGACGACGCUUUAUGGCAGACAUCCUCUGCACAAACCUCAAAUUCGUUAGCCUAUACACAUAGCAUGACACGGCCGACAUGCUCAGUGGUUCGGCCGGUGGGUGGGAUGUGAUGCGACGUGAGGCGCUGAUGCACAAAUGGUGCAAGUGAUUUGAUCGGCGUGUUGCUGAGUGAGAAGUGAUUUGAUCG
Vitrella brassicaformis is the source of this 2088-nucleotide messenger RNA. NCBI's taxonomy places the organism in Eukaryota, Vitrellaceae. The record is from the annotation of a GenBank genome assembly.